GUUCAAUUUACUUCAAAUCCUUUCACUGAGAGUUUACAAAUACAUAUUUUUCCUAUUUAUUAAUCUUAUCAGGAUAUAACAAGAAGGAAGAGAAGAAAUCCAUCACUUUCAAUCAACAUGUAUUAUUCAGUUUUGUUUCAAGCCAUCCUACUUAUUCACCUAUUUCACAUAUCCGUACAAACUGGUUAUUUACUGAAUUAUGGUUCAGGAGAAAUUGGCUACUGCAAUCAAGAAAUAACAAAACUUAAAAAUGAAAUAACCAAAGAAAGUCUCGAUAAAGUUUGGGAAAUAAACGAAUAUAUCAACUGCAAAAGUAAACGUGAGGCUGCUGAUGCAGCUCUUAUUUCUAUGUCCGCUUUCAUGAAUUAUGCAGAAGCUAUAAAAGCUGAAUAUCGUAAGUGUUCUUAA
Schistosoma guineensis is the source of this 408-nucleotide messenger RNA. The record is from the annotation of a GenBank genome assembly. NCBI's taxonomy places the organism in Eukaryota, Metazoa, Platyhelminthes, Trematoda, Strigeidida, Schistosomatidae.